Maylandia zebra (zebra mbuna) is the source of this 1836-nucleotide messenger RNA. RefSeq names its product PI-PLC X domain-containing protein 1. Gene Ontology annotation, molecular function: phosphoric diester hydrolase activity. The record is from RefSeq and is a predicted model, not a curated record. Gene Ontology annotation, biological process: lipid metabolic process. Lineage: Eukaryota; Metazoa; Chordata; Actinopteri; Cichliformes; Cichlidae.
CUCAAAGAGCAUGCUGAACAUCUGUAGUAGGACAGAGCGGUAAUAAGACAUGGAGGACAAACAGCGGGAGCAGCUCGGAGGAAACCCGGACUGGAUGUCGCGUUUGCCGGAGGAGCUGCUGGACGUCCCGCUGUGGAACCUGGCAUUACCUGGCAGCCAUGACAGCAUGUCCUUCAGCCUGGAUGUCUCCUCUCCUGUGGUGAGAUCGGAGUCCUGCUUCCUCAGACUGACUGACAGGCUGUUCCCCUGCUGUACUCGACCCUGUGUUUACCGCUGGGCCACCACGCAGCUAUCGGUCCUUUCUGAUCAGUGUGAUCUUGGUGUUCGUUUCUUGGACCUGCGGAUCGCCAGAAAGCCAGCAGGGAGCAGCAAAUUGUUUUUCGCUCACGGCAUAUACACGCUAAUAACCGUCAAGGAGGCUCUGGAUGAACUGGCCGGCUGGCUGGACGCUCACCCCAAAGAGAUUGUAAUCAUUGCCUGUUCACACUUCGAAUCUCUAAGUGACGAAGACCACGCCCAUCUGAUGGAGUUCAUCCUUCUGCUGUUCAGAGGGAAGCUGUGCCCACCACAGGAAACUCCCACUCUGCGGUCAUGUUGGUCAAAAGGUCAGCAGGUCAUUGUUUCCUAUGACGACCAGGAGCUGCAGCACCCUGGGCUGUGGAAUCGGAUACCUUAUUGGUAUGCUAACAGCCCAGAUCCUAAGAAAGUGAUCACCUAUCUGGAAGGCCAGCAACGGCAGGGAAGACCAGAUGGUUUUUACGUCACUGGUCUGAACCUGACAGAGACCAUGUUUUACGUCUUCCUGCACCCUUUCCAGAGCAUGAGGAUGUUGACGUUGAACUCUCUCUCACUGCUUCUCCAGUGGGCGGGUGAGCAGCAGCCAGGACCCGAGGGAGUCAACAUUAUGUGCUGUGACUUCGUCGGUAUGAGCGAGUUCUGCUCGCUUGUCGUCGAGCUGAACUACAAACUGGUGGGCAGAGGCUGCAGGAAGCUGCCAGCAUCCUCCAAAAUAAGUGCCAGUUAAUAAUUUUGUGAGCCUGCCAUCCUGUUUAUACAGUUGUGUGCUUGAUGUUUUUGUUUUUUAAGCAUCACAUUACCGUCUACAUGUUUAUUCAGGUUAAUUUCAACAUGCUUUACCUAAAACUAUAAGGAGGUACACAAGUUACAUGUUCUUUACACAUUCACUGUGCAAGUGUAGUUAAAGUUUUAUAUUUUGCACUACUGGACACUUUUCCACAAAUAUUUGCACAAAUAUGACAAUCUAUAUAUUGUAUAUGCAUUUUCUUUUUUAUUUUGACUUAUUUUUAAUUUCUAAUUCAUUUUUCUUUUUCAAUGAUUUUUCUUACCUCAUAACUCGUCUCUGUGCUGUGAACUUUUCUUUAGGGAUCAGAAAGUCUUAUCUUUGCAUUUCACAAUGCCACAUGUUACAAAUUUUAGUGUUUACUAUCAACAUCACGAAUGCUAGCAGCCUUUUAAUUAGCGUACAGCUAUACAAUAGUUAGCUUGGAGAACAACGUGCUGAAUACUAGGUCUCUUGCACUAUAUCUUGUAUGAUGUUACAUUUCUUUUUUGUUUUACUGUAAAUUAAUCAAAUGCUGGUAUUUCUAAAUAAAUAUUUUCAUAUUUAUUUUUCACAUUGUAUUUUAUAAACAGCUGUGUGGGUGCUGUUUGGUGAUUAGCAUUGUCACCCCACACCAAGCAACUCUUGAGUUUGAAACUUUGCCUGCGUGGCUUUCUUCUACAGUCCAAAGAAACGCAUGGGUUAUGUCACCUGGUUAUUCUACAUUUACCGUCACACUGCCUGAAUAAUAAAAAUCUGUGAUUUUUGUACCUGGA